AUGCAGAAAUACACAGAGAGGAACAACCUGGGGUGGAAAUGCAAGGAAGUACCUCGAGUUAAGGUCGUGGGACGGUACGUAUCCCUAGCAGUGGGUAUAUCUCAUUGGGCGAGGCUUGACAAGAUAGCGGGAUGGGAGCACUGUCCAGGAGAGCACAGCGCACUUAGUGAGACUUCGCUGCUCGCCUACAAUUUGCCAUUAAAACUCAGAUGCGAAAGUCACAGGCGCUUCGUCCGACUGACUGCCUAUGUUGCUGGGAGCUUCCCGGUGGAUAGACUGCUAAGUACUCUGCUAUGUCGUAAUUAG
Messenger RNA from Colletotrichum paranaense, 306 nucleotides. RefSeq lists its product as uncharacterized. The coding region runs from base 1 to 306 and encodes 101 amino acids. Lineage: Eukaryota; Fungi; Ascomycota; Sordariomycetes; Glomerellales; Glomerellaceae. The transcript has a single exon. The record is from RefSeq and is a predicted model, not a curated record.